GUGGUAUCCAACGGUCUGCAUUCUGCUUCGUGCUCCAACAACUUCAGCAGGAACGCACCAUUUUCAGACCAAUUGUUGCAAUAUAGUUAAAAGGGAUAUUUAGAAUACCGAUCCAUGCUUUUAUUCUGACGGCUAUGAUCUUCGCAGUUGUUCUUAUUCCCUGGCGAAGAUCGCUUGGCGGAAAACCCCACGUUUCACCGCGAUCGCGCGUUGCAACGCAAUCAAAACAUCGAUGCUAUAUCCGGGAGCCCAUAACCACAGCUGCCCUGCCACCCUGAAAUGGGCAAACCAACGAUUUGCACCCAACUACAUUGAGUAUAGCAAGACAUUUCCAGGCAAGGGACUUUUGCGCAACGACAGACCUGCACACACGACUCGUGUCUACGAAGAGAGCGGGCUAGGUUUUCCCCCAGACUCCCAAAAGCCACUCAGCCAGUGGCUUCGGUGCACCUGUGGAUCCUCAGUCUAGUGAGACAAACUCAGCAUAGUCUAGCGCCACUCAAGCGCCCUAUGGCAACUCACCGGCCAAUCGCGCAUGUCCAGAUGGAUUAGCGGCCGUGCAGCGCUCAUCUGGGAAGGCCGAAUCGUCCCUCGCGGCCGAAGCGCCCCAAUUGGUUAGCGCGGAGCCUGCCCCGAUGCAUAUUGAACCAACAACCCUCAUCUGGUCAGGCUGCGGUUUUUGCACAGUCCGUAUGAAUCGUUGACGAGUAUCCGUCGCGAAGCUCGAAACUACUGCUCUUCACAUCCGGUACACGCGAAAAAGGAGCAUAAAAAUGGGAGGUUUAUAGAGCUGGUAAUGGUCACGCUUCCCAGUGGCAGCCUCGAUUUUGCGCUAUUGUUCCAGGAUGCGAUUUUUGGAAUCGCGCCCGCUGCGUGCAUUAUUGCGCUGAGCGUUGCUGUUGCGCUGCUUUAAAAAGCUUGGAAAACAGGUGAGGCGCUUAUAUAACGUCGAGGUUAAUUCUUGAGACGGUAAGUCGAAUCAGAAUGGCCGCUGCGUCGCAAGGCUGACCCCAUUCCAGUCCCUCACGGGCAUUCUCGCUCUCCUCCAUGUCGCUUCUAUCGCAGCCUACGCCAAGACUCCUCUCGAUUGGACCCUUCGAACCGAUGCAGCACCAGCAAGCUAUGCUUUGCUCCUUGUUGCAUCGCUCUGCGUUGGUGUCGGUUGGAUCUCCCCGUUCGUGGGUUUGGGACCGUCGCUGACUGUUAUUUGAUCGCUUCUGCCAUCCUCGACGGUAUCCGAGUGCAUUCACUAUGAGUGGCUGCCUUGAAUGAUCAGAUCGCUGCAGUGAUGGCGCUUGCAGCCUUGCAAACCUGCGUGCUCGUGGUUACCGUUACCAUUGUCGUUGUGUGGGAGAUUUUGAUCUCGCGUGAGUUGUCGGCCGACCGUAGCGACGGAACAGUCCAAUUGUAUGAAGAGGCAGCCGGCACACUAUCGAAAAUCUGCCUUGCAUGGGUCAUUCCACUGGCUGCCGCCGCCAAGAAAGUCGGCGUAACAGAGGACACGCUAAAGAGGAUCUCUCUUCACCCUGAUGCGUCCUAUCGUUUGAACGAGAGAGGAGAGGCUCCUUUUACAGACCGGGAGUUCUUUUGGAGGUCCGUUGGUACCAUCAUCAUCUCGACGCUCUUUGCUGCUGCUUUGAGUGGCUUGUCCCUUGUUCAACCUCUCAUUGUCAGCUCCAUUGUGGACUGCCUUGACAAUGAUAACCCUGUGUCCAAAGGUGUCUGGCUUGUUCUUGCAAUGUUUUUUGCGCAGUUCGGACUUGCCAUUCUCCAAUCCCAAACGUAUGCUGUUCUUAACAAAUGGGCCAUGGGGGUCCGAGCCUAUCUCACAGUUCAGAUCGCGUUGCGUUCUUUCCAACCACAACCGCCGUCAUGUGGCUGGGUGGAUGCACGUGGCAAGGCCAUUGUACUCAUCUCCAAAGAUGGUACUGCUGUAAGGAAUGGCAUCAUCAUUAUAACUCGAGUCUUUGUGAGCGUUAUUGUCAUCGCCGUCGGCUCCUUCAUGCUUUGUACGCAAAUCGGAUUGGCGUUUCUCAGCCCAUUGCUUACAGCAUUAGCGUUGACUGCUGUGGCAAUUUGGAUUGGAAAAUAUGCGGCUGGCAGACGCAAGCGGACUUUGGAAGCGACUGACCGAAGAAUUCAGGUCAUGGAAGAGUUUCUGUCUAAUUUCAGGAGCAUCCGUUUUGGAAACCUUCAAAACCAGUUUCUCAAGCGAACGACAGCCGCCCGAGAGGAUGAAAUCGAUGCUGCAGUGUCGUAUCAGAAGUUGGACAGUGUGCUCUCAAUUACUAGUUCGUUCCUUCUGUCAUGUUAAUUCGUCUAACUGUUACAAAACUACACGUUUAGCUCGCAAAGCCGUCAACAACAGUCCACGACGCAUCAUUGUUCCAGUUGGCCUUUGUAUCAAACUCACGCGGGCCGCCAUUGCUCGCUGUGUACACAAACCCAUUGUACACCCGGAAAUAGCGCGCCGCAUAGCCCCAGUUUCGGAACGAGUUGGUUCCUUCACCACUGAAUCCCUGCACAGCACAGUACGUAGCAUCUUCGCGGAACAGCUUCGUGCCGUCAUUCUUGUCGGCCUGUAACUUAAACCCAGAGUGUCUGAUAAAUGUGCCAGCGCGGUCAACCGAUUCAAACGACAAGCAUCCAGCGUUUCCAAGACCCGUGCGCACUCGCCAGCUCGCGGCCUUCUUCUCGUCGGCCGAGUUUCCGUCGGUGACAGUGUGGAUGCUAAUGUUGCCGGCGUGAGGAUCAUGCGCAAGGUAGUUGUUUCCAGAUCUGCCUGCGCGGAACGAGAUGGUUGAUCCAACAGAGACCUUGGGUCCAUCCAUCAACGGCGCAAUGUCAUAGCCAGCGGAAGCAAUGUUGGCCUGGACCGCGUCUUCAAUGGAAUCAUCGGGGUAGCCCUCGGUCAUGCAGCCCUCAUAGAACGUGCCCUGUGACCAAUCACUGUUGUCGCCACCAAUGCCCAGAAUGAUGGCACCUUCACGUUUCAUCGGGUUGUAGCCGUUCUUGGGGCGCUCGCCCUCGAAAUACGUAGACAUGGCGCGAUCAGAGGCCGCAUUAGCGCCACGGAUGGACCAGUGGUUAGGUUCGCCCUUGACUACAGCCGUCACGAAACGAAAUGGAACAGACGGUACACCGGGGUCAUUGCCUUCCUUGCUGCCAGCCCAGAGGCCAUUCUCCAGAUCGGCCAUGAUCCAAGGUCCGUUGCCUUUCCCGUUGCCCAUGCCGUUGAUGUCGCCAAAGUAAAUAGUCUCCAUGUGGCCGUUGCCUGUAUCCAGAGCGUUGGUUUCGGCAUUGCCAUAGUCGAAGCAGCAUUGGUUGUUGGUGUGAGCGCCGUCAAAUACGGCGUAGAUGCCCUGCGGUUCGUCACCAACAGCUGUUCCGUUGACAUCUUCGCGGCGGUAGCCGGUUCCGGGGGACACAAAGACGCCAUAGACCCUGUUGCCGUUUAAGAGAACGGGUGCGCCGACUGCGCUGGCAAUGUUGUCGGUGCCAUUGAGCUCGGGACCCUUGAAGCCGCCUGGGGGAGCACGGCUAAGAUGGUUUCCACGAGGAGACUGGUCGUAGAUCAUGCUGAUACCGCAAGUUGUACCGGCACACCAAGUAUCUUGCCAACCAGAGUCGGCGAUGCCUCCACGAGACUUGGUGUUGAUGUUGGUGGUAGAGCCAUCCGAGUCACGAACGACCUGAUACAAUGGGCCGCUAUAGUUUGCGUACAAGGCACGAGUAGUGCUAUGUGCUGCAACGCAGGGCGUCUCACCAAAUUCGUAAAUGUCACAAGGGAGAGAGUUCUUUGCAAGCGCUGCAGCUGAUACAGUGGCUACCAAGCUGAGAAGAUGGAGAGCCAUGGUUGAGUAUCGUCAACAGAGUGUAUAGCACACCUUGUAUAGCGAAUUCGCGUUUAAUAACAAACAAUAUCACUACACUUAGCGACCAUGCCAACUAUUUCCGCACUCUUUAUACUUGCCCAUUGUCUCCGAACAACAUUGUAUAGCUGUCUACCCCUCACUUACAAUGCAGCCAAAGAGCCGGAUUGCAUCCUGUCGAGGUCCUCAAGCAGGCCAAUGUAACCCUCCUUGAGCCAUAGCUUCGCUCUUUCGGCCGUAAUAUCACCGGUCUGCCAAGCCAACGCCCAUAGCUCCACCGACCAGAUAUAGCUUCGGCCCUUUCUUGCGGUGCAGCAACAGAACCGCCGACUGACUCUACCUGCAAGCUAAUGCUCCGCUAAGGAGCUAGCUUGGCAAGCAAUGCAACAACGCAGACAUGCAAGGCGGGGUAUGUGGGAUUGGCCAUCAGACGGCAAAAAGAGGGAAAACACCACUCCCACUAUGUGUUGAAAUUUCGAGAAAGUUGAAGAUCGAAACCGUAGUUAUAUAAACUCAGCCGUGGCGGGUUCGUCCGACCGGCUCGGAAAA
Molecule: messenger RNA, 4421 nt
Organism: [Torrubiella] hemipterigena
Lineage: Eukaryota; Fungi; Ascomycota; Sordariomycetes; Hypocreales; Clavicipitaceae
Source: the annotation of a GenBank genome assembly